Messenger RNA from Actinia tenebrosa (Australian red waratah sea anemone), 1004 nucleotides. RefSeq lists its product as uncharacterized. The record is from RefSeq and is a predicted model, not a curated record. NCBI's taxonomy places the organism in Eukaryota, Metazoa, Cnidaria, Anthozoa, Actiniaria, Actiniidae.
AUGAUUAUCAAGUGAAUGACUGUUAGGUAUGGGGUUGGUGUUACAUCCGCCCACGGGGGUAGCGGGACGAAUGGACCACUUCCCGUAGCAUACACGUAUCGCCCCAUCCCGCACAAUCGUACUGAUUUACAUAUUGAUAACAACCAAUGCGAGCUCACAAACACUCGACGAUCACAGCAAGUUAGUACCGUAUCAAAGAACAAAGCCAACCUCUCUUCAUUCUGGCAGUACCGUAAUAUUACAAUGGCUUCAGCAAACUACCUUAGUGUUCCAAUGCGAGCAUCUCGAAGAUCUUCGAUAUCUUCUACAUCAGAGGACAGAAGAGCACCUAACUUCGACGCCUUGCGGCAUGAUGUAGAAGACAUCAAAGAAACAAUUCGACGUCUCUACAGACAACUAGAUUCUUACGAUGAGAAACGUCUUCAACUGAAUGAAGGUUUAGAGAGCCUCAAACGAGCAAAUAAGGACUAUGAACUCAAAGUUCGAGACCUCCUCGACGUCUUUAAAAAUCCUCCUGCAACUAUUAAUUUUUCUUCGUACAGCUCCAAAGCAAGUAAUCGUUUGGGAUCCGGAUUACUGCAAAGUUAUGGCUCGAAUCAAAGUUCGAGGUCUUCUUCACGAAGCGGUACAAAUGCAGCAGUUUUUGAUGAUGAUUAUGAGGAGGAUUCGUAUUAUGAUGAUUAUCCAAAUGAAAGAAACUUCACCAAGAGCGUAGAAAAUAUUGAUGAUGAUUCGUCGGAAGCUUGAAUCCUUUAUUUACAUUGAACUGAAUUCAAUUUAUUUUGAGUCUUUUGUCACUACGCAAGGCUAUCCAGUCUGAACUAUUCUGAAAAUAUUUUGGAAAAAAUAAGGCCAAAAUCGAGACAGUUUUCGUUUAGAUAUUUUUUGUAAAUUUCUUAGAUAUCUUUGUUUUUUGAAGAAAACAUUAUUUUUGAUACUCCUAUGAUUACGAUAUAAAAGAUGCGUAACUAACGUGUAAUUGCAUUAAAAAAAUUUUUGUUUGA